CGCUUAAUUAGUUGAGUACUCCUUAUUCCUUAAUAAGACCAAAUCUUUCCUGUUUCACUGAAUUUCGAUCUUUCCAUUCUGGGGGAGGCCAAUUUUCACUGCUUCAUUCAUUAAUUAUGGUGGUCGCUUCAUAUGAAUCCUUCCCGUCAAGAAUAAGACAGCCGCCGGCGGGAUCCGUCCCCGCCCAAAGCCUCUCCGACCGCCGGCUCCUACAGACGCUUCUCGCAAUUUCGCUGGAAAUCUCCUCGGCCCAGCCAAUUCGUUAUCUCAUAAAGAAAAACACUUGCUCGAUGAUCAGAAGGUCAAAGCUGAUGAGCCUUCUCUUCGAAGAGCUUCUCCGGUGUCCGGCAACGUCGUUCCAGCCGACGGCCGUGUUGUGCUUCGAAGAGCUGUACAUAGCUCUGCAGAGGGUGAAGGCGUUGAUGGAAAAUUGCCGGAACUCGAGCAAGAUGUGGCUGCUGAUGCGGAUCGAGCCGAUCUCCAACUCCUUUCACGAACUCGCCGUCGAAUUAUCGACGGUGUUCGACAUUCUUCCGGCGAAGGAUUUGAGUUUAAGCGAAGAUUUGGUUGAGCUGAUCUGUCUCAUCCGGAAACAGAGCUCCGAGAAGGACGCUUACGUGGAUUCCGCCGAUAAAUCUCUCCUAGAAGACGUUCUUCGUAUCCUGGACGGAAUCAAACGGAAAAUUCCCCCGGAGCACCAAAAUCUCGACGAGAUUUUCCAUAAAUUGACUCUCAUGGAUUCCACUAGUUGCAGAGAUGAGAUCAAAAGUUUGGAAGAAGAGAUUCAGAGUCAAUCGGACGGCAAAUCGAAAUCCGAUAUCCUCGCCUUGAUCAGCCUGGUCCGCUACGCGAAAUGCGUAUUGUACGGCGCUUCUACGCCCAGAAACGACGGAAGGCGGCGGAAGACGACGGCGGACGUCACUGUCCCGGCGGACUUCCGGUGUCCGAUCUCUCUCGAUUUGAUGAGGGAUCCUGUGGUGGUGUCCACGGGACAGACGUACGACCGUUCCUCUAUUUCUCUUUGGAUCCAAUCCGGUCACAACACGUGUCCCAAGACGGGUCAAACAUUGACCGGCGGCCAGCUCAUUCCAAACGUGGCUUUGAAGAGGUUGAUAGCUAUGUGGUGCAGAGAACAGAAAAUCCAGUUUGACUUAACGGAGUCCCACGUUACAACUGACGGAGCCGUGACCAACAAGGCCGCGUUGGAGGCCACCAAGAUGACGGUGUCGUUUCUCGUCCACAACUUGAAGGCCUCCCGGUCGGUUGAAACCGCGAACCGGACGGUUCAUGAGCUUCGGGUUUUGGCAAAGACUGAUUCCGACAGCCGAGCCUGCAUCGCCGAAGCUGGGGCUCUGCCGUUGCUCGUCAAAUUCUUAGGCUCGGGGCACCUCAGCCUACAAGUUAACGCCGUCACGGCGAUUCUCAACCUCUCUAUCCUCGACGCGAAUAAGGAGAGGAUAAUGGAGACUGACGGAGUUCUUAACGGCGUGAUUGAGGUGCUGAGGUCCGGCGCCACCUGGGAGGCGAAGGGGAACGCGGCGGCCACCGUCUUCAGCCUGACCGGCGUUAGCGCGUACAGGAAGUGCCUGGGGAGGAAGACGCGCGUCGUGAAGGGAUUGAUCGGCCUGGCGCGUGAGGGUCCCACGGAUUCCAAGCGGGACGCCAUGGUGGCAAUUUUGAAUUUGGCGGGGGACAGGGAGGCGGUGGGAAAGCUGAUAGAAGGAGGCGUGGUGGAGAUGGCGGCGGAGGCAAUGGACGAACUGCCAGAGGAGGCUGCGACCUUGCUCGAAGCAGUAGUGAAAAGGGGCGGACUGGCGGCUGUCGCGGCGGCGUUCCCGGUCGUCAAGAGACUGACGGGGUUACUGCGGGAGGGAACGGAGAGGGUACGUGAAAGUGCGGCAGCGACGCUGGUGAACAUGUGCCGGAAAGGAGGGUCGGAGGUGGCGGCGGAACUUGCGGCGGUGCAGGGAACGGAGCGGGUGAUUUGGGAAAUGAUGAGACAGGGGACGGGAAGAGGGCGGAGGAAAGCGGCGACAUUGUUGAGGAUACUAAUAAGAUGGGCAGCCGGCGGCGGCGGGAACGAGCAUUCAAAUGGCGCCACAGCAAUAGUAUUGCCAGGGUAAACCCAACCUGCUUUGCAUUAUCAAUCAAUUGAAAAAAUUAUUCUUUUGAAUCUAAAAACUACCGUACAAAUUGAACCACACAAGCAAAAAUGUGCUAAGAAAUGUUCAAUCUUUGU
Cuscuta campestris is the source of this 2239-nucleotide messenger RNA. Lineage: Eukaryota; Viridiplantae; Streptophyta; Magnoliopsida; Solanales; Convolvulaceae. The record is from the annotation of a GenBank genome assembly.